Messenger RNA from Malaya genurostris, 1120 nucleotides. Its product is annotated as pro-resilin-like. The coding region runs from base 125 to 826 and encodes 233 amino acids. NCBI's taxonomy places the organism in Eukaryota, Metazoa, Arthropoda, Insecta, Diptera, Culicidae. The transcript has 3 exons. Gene Ontology annotation, cellular component: extracellular matrix. The record is from RefSeq and is a predicted model, not a curated record.
UAACACCACGUGUAACAGUUGCAAUUUAUUAUCUAACUGCAACAAAAGUGAAGAGUGCUCAUAUUUGGCUAAUAGUUUCAAUCUGUUGAAAGUUUUCGAAGCAGUCAAGCGCCUCCCGUUCAACAUGUUGAGAUUCGUAUCAGCCCUUGCAAUUUUGGCCGCAACCGCCAAAUGCGCUCCGGUGGAACCAGUUCACUAUAGUUUCGUGGCGCAACAUCCACACCACGACUACGUACACCAUGCCGUUCCCGAGAUCCACUAUCCGAUUCAAGUUGCCGAACAUCAUGGACAACACUAUAUCGAAGUACCGCAAAAUUAUAUCGUCGAAACUCAUGAUCUUCACGGUCAUGUUGGUUCCAGUGCGGAAAGCUAUGUCGAUAGCAACGCCUAUUCCGGCUCUUACAGUUCACUGUACGGAGGACAGAACCACGGUCACCUGUACUCUUCCGGAGGUCAUGCAACGUAUGCCAAAAGCUACAACGAUUACUAUUCGUACCCCAAGUACAACUUCGAAUAUGGCGUAGAUGAUCCGCAUACCGGCGAUCACAAGAAGCAAUGGGAAGUGCGGGAUGGCGAUGUUGUCAAAGGAGGAUACAUGCUGAAAGAAGCCGACGGAACGACUCGUGUUGUCGAAUAUACCGCCGAUGAUCAUAACGGCUUUAAUGCAGUUGUCAAGAAGAUCGGUCACGCCCAUCAUCCUGAAACCAACGUUCACCAACCGCAGGGCGCUUACGGUCUGCCAGGUAAUUAUGCUGGUUCCUAUGCCACCAGUGACUACUACGGCAAAGGUGCCACUAGCUACGCCCAUGUAUGGAAGCAACACUAAGUCAGAAUGGCCGGAAAGGAACCGUAGUUCUGCCAAAGACCGCUGCAGCAGCUCAACUUGAUACGAUAUUUAUUUUAUUUUAUUGCUCAAAACUGAACCCGUGAAAAGUUUUAGUCAAACAUGCUCUUCACCAUUUGGGUGUUUUACUUUCAUACUAGAAGGAGUUAGAGAUAUAUUUCAAUUUGAAAAAAGCAGUAUCUUCAACCAAAUCCUCAUAGGAAUUGUUGAUGGACUGGUUAUAUUGAAAUUAUUUGAACUUCAAAAACAGGAUAAAUAAAAUGAUCUGUGAUAAAA